UGGUAACUGUUAUUCUGUCAUGGCGGCAGUUAUUUUCUUGAACGGAAUUUGUAAUGUUGCAGAGCGCAUAAAACAAUUGUUUUACUGAAGAACUUUCAUAGCUCAUUUGUCGCAGUUGCAUUAUGCACAAUAUUCAAAAGUAUAACGGACAAUUUUGUUCUGUUUACAAGUGAAAUAUAUACUGUACAAAAUAUUUGGCAAAAUGCAGAGUCAAGAUAUACUUAAACAUGCUGCAGAAUUUAUUGAAGAUCGACUCUACUUUGUAACAUUGAGCAAUGAUGAGCAGUCGAGAACAACAUCUACUACACAUUGUUUUUCAAUUGAGAAUGUGUUACAUUAUGAAAGCUUUUUCAAUGACUUUGGCCCACUCAACAUCUCAAUGCUGUACAGUUACUGUAAUAGGCUAAACAAGAAAUUAAGCUCCGCAUCUUCUAAACAUAAACGCAUUGUCCAUGUAACAACAGAGGAUAAAAAGAGCCGAGUGAAUGCAGCUUGCUUAAUAGGAUGCUAUGCUAUCUUAUAUCUGGACUUUACUCCACAGAAUGCUUAUGAAGUGUUGAAUAAGAAAAACGUUUUGGAAUUUAUUGAAUUCAGAGAUGCAUCUGUUGGUGAACCGUACACAAUUUCUCUGAAAGAUUGUCUAUAUGGAUUUCACAGAGCAAAGCAAUAUGGAUUUUUCCAUUUCAGUAAUUUCAAUCAGACUAUGUAUGAGCACUACGAGUAUGUGGAGAAUGGUGACUUGAAUUGGAUUGUACCGGAUAAAUUUAUUGGUUUUUGUGGGCCGCACAACAAAAGCAGGAUACACCAUGGGUACCCUUUACAUGCACCCAACUUUUAUUUUAAUUAUUUCAAGACAAAUAAUGUUAAGGCCAUUAUAAGACUAAAUAAGAAAAAUUAUGAUGCUGAAAAAUUUGUUGCUGCUGGGUUUAAGCACUAUGAUUUGUACUUCCUUGAUGGUAGUACUCCAAAUGACAAGAUUUUGCAAGAAUUUUUGAAAAUAUCUGAACAAACAUCUGGAGCUUUAGCAGUCCACUGCAAAGCUGGUUUAGGCAGGACUGGAACUUUGAUCGCUUGUUACAUCAUGAAACAUUACCGCUUUGCGGCUAAAGAAGCCAUUGCUUGGAUUCGAAUGUGCAGACCUGGAUCUGUUAUUGGCCAUCAACAAGUAUGGUUGGAAAGCAAGCAAGAGCAAAUGUGGAAGGAAGGAGAGGCUUUUCGCAGGGCGAAGGCACUUAAUAGCCCUCCAUAUCACGAGAAGGGUAUCUAUGCUGAUGAUGUGGUAGAAGAGGAUGAAGAUGAGUUGUCACCGGAAGUAUGCCGUAUUUUAAAGACCGUGCAUUUAGAGAUGCUCGAAAAGGAUGUGUUUAAAUCUUCGCCGGUACAGAAAUCUUCGUUGAUGACUCAAGGUGAUACCUUGAAUCAGAUCAAAGCCAUGAGGAGGCAGUUCAAGCCCUUGGACACAAGGCGGAUCAAUGAGUGGAAUGUAUCGCCAAUUGUAAGAUCGUCCAUAAAUAAGGUGUCACCUGUUAUGACUAUAAAAUCGCAUAUAUCUCCUGCAACAACACGAUUAAUACGAACUAAAAGGACUGAUGGGACAACUAAUCUGGAUAUGCAAAGAAAGUUGUCUUCGACUUCUGAAGGCAGUUCUACCACAAACGGGACUGAGAUUUUAGAAGAAACCGGCACGGAUUCCGAAGAAAAUCAGGAGAAGCGCACCAAAAGAACGUUGAUCGCAGGGAAGGAAAAAUCCGUAACUUCGGUUAAACUUCUCAGAUUAUCAAAUCCAUCUAGCAAAACGUCUGGUAGGAUUAGUCUCAAAAAUAUGACUUAGCGUUUAUCCUGCCAAGUGCAGUAAAGCACCUGACAUAAUUUGUAAAUAUUUUAUGUAAAGUACUUAAAGACCAGGCUAUUUCAAACAUACAUUUGUGCAAUUUAGUUUUUAAAGUAUUGCUUGACUAUAUUUACAUGUUUUCGAUUCAUUUAAUUAGGGAUAUUCACAUAUCACCGUACUAAUUUCAAAUUUUAUGUACAGACAUACAUAGUGUUUCAUAGAAAUUCCUUUUAAUUCACAAUGGCAUUUUUCAUAGUUUUUAUAUUGAAAAUUUUACCCUUACAUUGCCAUUGUAAUUAUAACUUUUGGAAUCAUUGAACGACAUAUAUACUGGAUGAUUUUUUUUUAACAAUAUACAAAAUUCGAUUUCUUAUAAUCGUAUAUAAAUGUGCCUAGAGUUUACGAGAAAGCAUUUAGAGUAGUGAAAGUAACAU
Nicrophorus vespilloides is the source of this 2265-nucleotide messenger RNA. RefSeq names its product dual specificity protein phosphatase CDC14A-like. The record is from RefSeq and is a predicted model, not a curated record. Gene Ontology annotation, biological process: regulation of exit from mitosis; positive regulation of cytokinesis; microtubule cytoskeleton organization. Gene Ontology annotation, cellular component: kinociliary basal body; spindle pole; mitotic spindle. The transcript has 8 exons. Gene Ontology annotation, molecular function: protein serine/threonine phosphatase activity; protein tyrosine/serine/threonine phosphatase activity. Bases 203 to 1831 code for a protein of 542 amino acids. NCBI's taxonomy places the organism in Eukaryota, Metazoa, Arthropoda, Insecta, Coleoptera, Silphidae.